Messenger RNA from Acomys russatus (golden spiny mouse), 1712 nucleotides. It is a transcript of the gene Bmp10, whose product is annotated as bone morphogenetic protein 10. Gene Ontology annotation, biological process: SMAD protein signal transduction; BMP signaling pathway. Lineage: Eukaryota; Metazoa; Chordata; Mammalia; Rodentia; Muridae. The record is from RefSeq and is a predicted model, not a curated record. The transcript has 2 exons. The coding region runs from base 70 to 1335 and encodes 421 amino acids. Gene Ontology annotation, molecular function: growth factor activity; cytokine activity. Gene Ontology annotation, cellular component: extracellular region.
GAUAAAACUGCCACUUAGAGCCCCGCGGGAGUUAAGCCUUCCUAGGUUGGCCUGGGAAGCUAAGCAGUCAUGGGUUCUCUGGUCCUGCAGCUGAGUGCUGUCUUCUGCUUGGCGGCUCCCUGGGCUUCUGGAAGCCCCAUCAUGGGCCUUGAGCAGUCACCCCUGGAAGAAGACAUGCCCUUCUUUGAUGAUCUCUUCGCAGAGCAAGAUGGUAUUGACUUCAACACGCUGCUGCAGAGCAUGAAAGACGAGUUUCUCAAGACACUGAACCUGUCGGACAUCCCGCCACAGGACGCUGGCAAAGUGGACCCGCCGGAGUACAUGCUGGAGCUUUACAACAAAUUCGCCACCGACCGGACCUCCAUGCCAUCUGCUAACAUCAUCCGGAGCUUCAAGAAUGAAGAUCUGUUUUCUCAACCAGUGAGUUUUAACGGGCUCCGGAAAUACCCUCUCCUCUUCAAUGUGUCUAUCCCUCACCAUGAAGAGGUCAUCAUGGCUGAACUCCGGCUAUACACACUGGUGCAGAGAGAUCGUCUGGUGUAUGAUGGCGUGGACCGUAAAGUUACCGUUUUUGAAGUGCUCGAGAGUGUCGAGGGUCACGAGGACGAGAGGAGCAUGCUGGUCUUGGUCUCGACAGAGAUCUAUGGCAUUGACAGUGAGUGGGAGACGUUCGACGUCACGGACGCCGCCAGACGUUGGCAAAAGUCAGGCCCGUCGACUCAUCAGCUGGAGAUCCACAUCGAAAGCAGACAAAACCAAGCCGAGGAUAGCAGGAGGGGACAGCUGGAAAUAGAGCUCGGCGCCCAGAACAAGCAUGACCCCUUGCUUGUCGUCUUUUCUGAUGACCAAAGCAACGACAAACAGCAGCAGGAGGAACUGAGUGAAAUGAUCACCCAUGAACAGGACCCAGGCCUGGGCUUGGAUGAUUUUCCCAGCGGGCCUGGCGAGGAGGCCCUGCUGCAGAUGAGGUCUAACAUGAUCGAUGACUCCACGGCUCGAAUCCGGAGGAACGCCAAGGGAAACUACUGCAAGAAGACCCCGCUCUACAUCGACUUCAAGGAGAUCGGCUGGGACUCCUGGAUCAUCGCCCCGCCUGGCUACGAAGCCUACGAAUGCCGGGGCGUCUGUAACUACCCGCUGGCAGAGCACCUCACACCCACAAAACAUGCGAUCAUCCAGGCCUUGGUGCACCUCAAGAACUCCCAGAAAGCUUCCAAAGCCUGCUGUGUCCCCACAAAGCUGGAUCCCAUCUCUAUCCUCUAUUUAGAUAAAGGCGUGGUCACCUACAAGUUUAAAUACGAGGGAAUGGCCGUGUCUGAAUGUGGCUGCAGAUAGGAGAGAAGUCCCGCGGCUUAUUUAAUAACUGCAGAUGUGUAUAUUUUGUGUUCUAUUUAAGGAUUCUAUUUAAUGAAGGUGUACAGAUAAUAGAGGUUGCCCCUUUAGGGAAGCGGACAGGUCAGUGUGCUGCAGAAAAUGUGUAUUUUGCUAUACAAUCCAGUCCCUUCCAUUCAUCUGCUUUGGACUGUUAUUUCCCAGUGAUGCCAUCUCUAACAACAAAACACAGGCCCGUACCACUUACCCUCUAUGUCAGUUUGGGAGGAGCAACGCCCUACAGGAAACAGUGCCCACACACAGGUAUCUGUGUAUAUUCACGCAGGUGCACACGGGCUUACGAAAACCUUUUGGCUCAACAGAGGCAGACCGUACUCCUA